UCUCAGCUUCUCCAGAGCACUUCUAAUAGUGUUUUCACUGAGCACUUGGACUACAGGACAGAAAAGAAAUUGUGGAAAUGAUCACUAUGAAAAAAAUGGACGGUGCUGCAAAAAGUGUGACCCUGGAACUUAUAUGAAGGACUUUUGCUCUGAAACUCGGGAAACUGACUGCAGAGCCUGUCCAGAAGGGACUUAUGCAGACCACAUCAAUGCCUUUGACAGGUGUAAUAAAUGCCCUUCAUGCCAGCAAGGGUUUGCCGAGAACUGUACCAAAACCACAAAGGGAAAUUGUCAGUGCCGACCUGGCUUCCUGUGCUCUGACAAGUCAUGCUCACUUUGUGAGGAAAACAAGUGCAGCGCAGGAGAGGAACCGAAGAAGAUAGAUUUGGGGAAUGGAAGCUAUUCUUAUAAAUGUGAAUUUAAAUGCCCUGGGAAUAAUUUCUUUGAUGCAAAAGAGGACACCUGCAAGCCAUGGACAUUAUGCGGUGCAAACAAACUUGUUGAAAAGACUCCAGGAAACAAAACUCACGACGCUGUUUGUAUUGAUCCACAAGGAGAUCGCAGAGACCAUACAAAUGCUCACUGGAUCAUGAGCAUUGGGUUUGUUUUUCUCUCCCUGACCCUCUUUUUGUUUAUGUUUUACGUCUGCUCGAAGAACCUGAGGAGGAACCAGAGGAACAGUGUCGCAAGUAAGAUUUCAGUCCCGGCGGUCAAAACCAGUGACUUCCACCUUUCAAAGGAGGAGAGCGGACUCAAGCUCAUCAUCCAGGAUGAAUUCAAGGACUGUUGCAGUGUGAGUCAAUUGGACUCAUCACUUUUUCAUAAAGAGACAACUUGUUCGGUUUGAUAAGCAAUGGACCUUACAAAGCUCGGCCUACAACCGACCCACGUGACCGCAAGUCUCACAAGCAAAGCCUCGUAGCGCAUUGUUUCUAUGUAAACAUGACUCCAUUAGUGCAUCAUUUCUACCGGAUUUUCACAAUAUAUCAGCUACAACAACAGACAGAGGAAAUAACAAGUUCAUUUCAUCAUCUGGGAGGGGGUUACUGGUUUCUCAGUCACAAGCUGGUUGCAAACCUGAGGCCAGCAUGUGUCAGUCAGUCAUGUCCGGAUUUCACGUCCUGUCCCGGGCGUCCCGGGAUAUUUUUAGAAAGUGAGGAAAUGUCCUGUUUUUUGCAGGACCCGGUCCAACGUGUCGCGGUUUCUAGUCACAGUAUACGUUGCAUAUUGAUCUGUUUAGCUAACGUAAGACUGUGUAGCAGACAGGCUUCAAGGUGUAGAAGUUGUAUCAGUGCUGCCAUUAUGCUGUUCUUAGCUAACGGGAGGCUCGUGUUUGUGAGACGGCCACCCACGUGACCACGUAGAAUGGGCAUCAGCCAAUGAAAAGCGGCCCCUCUGGUAAGGUCCAUGACUACCACUGGAACACAUAUCUAUUAGUGUACACACCACAUUGAAAUUUUUGCAUUUUUUCCGGUUAAUGCAGCCACCUUCUGUGUGACAGACGAACUAGCACAGAAUUUAGAGACAAACAAAACUCUGAAAAGUAUGGAGAUCAUUUAUAUUUCAUCCUCCUGAUUUAAUACUUUGUAAAACCACCUUUUUGCUGCAUUUCCAGCCUCAAUGCCUUUGGGGUCUGUUUCUACCAAUUUCUCACAUCCAGAGACUGUGAAGAUCAGUUUUUAAGUCUUGCCUUAGAUUCACAUUCCUGACCUAUUCUCAGUUGGUCAGUACUUUGACGAGGCAAUUCUGACACAUAAAUUUGCUUUGAUUUAAAACUUUUACAUUGCAACUCUGGCUGCGUGUUGAUGGUUGUUGCAUAGGAAAGUGGAGCAUUGCUCCAAUCUCUAGGUUUUUGUCUUGUGCUUAAUUUUGUAAUUAUUAGAAGUUAUCAGUAUUUAAAGGGAAAAUGCAUGUGUUUUUCCAACCUAAACAUAUUUUUGAUCAGUCCUACUAGAAACAUAUCAAUUGAUAAACAUAUCAAUUUAUGUGUCAGACAUAAAUGAAAUAUUGUUGUUUCAAUGUUUAUCAACCCCAACUGCAUUUAAGUGUUAUGUUGAUUUCAAGUCUUUGAUGAUUUGCUGAAGAAACAUGCUUGGUUAUUUAUAUUAAAUUAUGUUUUGUUUGUUAAAGCAUUUAAAAAUAUUAUAUGAGCUAUUAGAUAUUUCAGGUGUAAAAUGUAUAUAAUCAUAACUGGUCCUACUAGUUCUUAUGUUGCAAGAAAUUGCUUAAACCUAUGUUUUAAUGAUUUUUAAAUCACAUUUUUUCUUAUGAUGUAAUAUUAUAUAAUGACAAAUGUUUUGGAAGACUUAAAUGGGAAACACCAUUAAAUGUGCAAGUUAAUUCCAAAUAGCGGGAUCAUCAGAUCUAUAGUUAUAAAUGGUGAAAAAAUAUUAAAAUUAAAAUAUUUUUCCAGCG
Messenger RNA from Gambusia affinis (western mosquitofish), 2415 nucleotides. It is a transcript of the gene tnfrsf18, whose product is annotated as tumor necrosis factor receptor superfamily, member 18. The transcript is spliced from 7 exons. Gene Ontology annotation, biological process: positive regulation of transcription by RNA polymerase II; TRIF-dependent toll-like receptor signaling pathway; cellular response to interleukin-1. Gene Ontology annotation, molecular function: antigen binding; CD154 receptor binding. The record is from RefSeq and is a predicted model, not a curated record. NCBI's taxonomy places the organism in Eukaryota, Metazoa, Chordata, Actinopteri, Cyprinodontiformes, Poeciliidae. Bases 134 to 847 code for a protein of 237 amino acids. Gene Ontology annotation, cellular component: CD40 receptor complex; external side of plasma membrane.